AUGGACCAAUUGCAUUAUAUCAAGAGCACACGAUGUGGGUAUUGUCGACAAAAGAAAGAAAUAUGGAAAUCGUGGGCCUUGCAAUCAAUUUCGGAGACUAUGCAAGAUAGAGGAUAUUGUAACAGUUCCUCCAUUACAUUUCAAGGAGAUCAACUUUCUCUGAGAAGAUACGAAGAGUUAAUGAAGGAGGGAUGGAGAAGAAGUGGAGAUUUUAUGUAUAAGCCUGAUCUUUUGAGAUCAUGCUGCAGAGCCUACACCAUUAGAACAAAUUAUGAAUUAUAUCUUGAAGAUGGGUAUUACAACAAAUCGGCUAAAAAGACCAUGAGAAAGUUCUAUAAAUCAGUGGGAUGUACACAGAAUGCCAUCAGCACGGAGUUGGAUGACUUCUAUCAUGCCAAAGAACACGGGGGUGACAAAGGCUUCUUUACUGUUUUGUUGCCAAACACGUUUAGUUAUGAUAAGUUUGAAUUGUACAAGAAAUAUCAAUUCAAGGUGCACGGCGAUAAGGAAGAGGAUGUCGACGAAUUGUCAUUUUAUAAUUUCCUGUGCUUGGAUCCUUUCCGCAAGGAAGAAACGGAAGAUCUUUUUGAUUGGAGGCUACUAAACAAAGAAUGGACAAGUGGGCAAUAUGGAGAAGAGCUAAAGAAACUACAGGGACCAAUUCACGAAUGCUACUUUGCUGACAACAAGCUUAUAGCAGUUGCAGUAUUGGAUAUAUUACCUACGAGUGUGUCUUCUGUAUAUUUUAUAUGGGAUCCCGAUUAUGCUCAUUUGGGACUAGGGAAUGUGAGUGCCAUUAGGGAAAUAAUGCUGACAAAGGUUCUAGAAAAGGAAUAUUACUACCUGGGAUUUUUAAUUGCCGAUUGUGAGAAGAUGAUAUACAAGGCUAAGUUUGGAGGUGAGAUACGCAAUUUCAGUAAACGUGGAGGGGACCCACUAUGGGUCCGUUUGAAACAUGUUUCAAAUCAGUUGGAAGAUGGGUAUUUUAAAGUGUUUGAUUCCGAAAUGAACGAUAUUGCCGAACAACAGUACGGAAUGGAUAGUGAUUGCUAUGAUUCCGAAUUUGUCUCAAGUUUUGAUGUAGUUUCAAAGACCCAGCUCUUUCCCACGCCAAAAGUGAUUCCAUGA
Messenger RNA from Pichia kudriavzevii, 1128 nucleotides. RefSeq lists its product as uncharacterized. The coding region runs from base 1 to 1128 and encodes 375 amino acids. Gene Ontology annotation, molecular function: arginyl-tRNA--protein transferase activity. Gene Ontology annotation, biological process: protein arginylation. Gene Ontology annotation, cellular component: cytoplasm. The transcript has a single exon. The record is from RefSeq and is a predicted model, not a curated record. NCBI's taxonomy places the organism in Eukaryota, Fungi, Ascomycota, Pichiomycetes, Pichiales, Pichiaceae.